AUGACCGAUUGUAUCCUUUGCGGUCGCGGAUUUGCCAGCACGAUGGCGUUGGAGCAGCACAAAAAGGACUCGCCGAUGCACCGUCAGAGGUUUCCCUGCCAGAUCUGCGAUCGCGACUUUACUUCCGAAGGAGCUCUCGCACAGCAUCUGCGAGACUCACCUGUUCAUCUGCGAGACUCACCUGUUGACAACAAAGGCUUCCAUUGCCAAGCAUGUGGUCAAUCAUUCGGCAACAACAAGAGCUUCAAGACGCACAUAGAGCUCUGUCAACCGCUAGACUCAGAACUGGGUUGGAUGUUCUUCUCUGCACCACUCAAGAUAAAAACCACACAGCCAGAAAUAGUCGACAGGGCUAAACCUCAACUUCAGAAAGAGACACGAGAAGUUUUGUUGUUCCCUGAUCUGCAUCCAAGGGUCGCAGCUGCAGUCUCACCAGGCAUCUCUUCAACUUGGUUCAACGACGCUGAAAACGUUGAUAAAAUUCCCGAGCGCGAAUACUCAACCCAUGUCAUGGGCAAGUUCACAUGCGCCAACCUCAACUGUACCAAGCUCUGUUGGACCAGCAGAAAAGUUCCCAUCGAGAUCCGAGGAUACAAGGACAAUGGCUACGCUGCGACAGUGUAUAACCAGCGAUGCACGGCGUGCAACCAUCUCGGCACUUUAGAGCUGGACCAGCACUCUUAUGUGAAAAGGGUAGCUUAUCGGCUUCAGAAGUGGGCAGGCAUGAAUUUGAAGGCGCCAGUCUUCAAAACAAGAGAGGGUCCGCCGCACGAGCACUUGUUUUGUGAGGGAUGCAAGAGGGGAAAGUGCCGGGAAGGGGGGCUGCGAAGCGCUUCUAGGAACUCUGGGGUCAGAUCUGGGUUUGUCACUAUGGCUGGCAGACUGCAUGAUGUUAUCUGA
This is a messenger RNA of Boeremia exigua, 900 nucleotides long. RefSeq names its product zinc-binding domain-containing protein. Gene Ontology annotation, biological process: regulation of transcription by RNA polymerase II. Gene Ontology annotation, molecular function: DNA-binding transcription factor activity, RNA polymerase II-specific; RNA polymerase II transcription regulatory region sequence-specific DNA binding. Gene Ontology annotation, cellular component: nucleus. The record is from RefSeq and is a predicted model, not a curated record. NCBI's taxonomy places the organism in Eukaryota, Fungi, Ascomycota, Dothideomycetes, Pleosporales, Didymellaceae. Bases 1 to 900 code for a protein of 299 amino acids. The transcript has a single exon.